UUGAUAAUUUGUUAUUUUGAGUAUUUUUCGGUAUGUGCCAGACGAAAUGCCUGUUGUGUAGCAGGGGAAGGAGAGGGAGGUUGGAUAAUAAAAACGAGAGGUAGCAGAGGAAGUGAAGCACAGAAACAGUUUGAUCGCACGCCAUCCAGCUCAAGACGUGAUGGCCGCCAUGGUCAUUGCGAUUGUUGUUAUUGUGAAAUGUUUGAACACUCUGCUUUAGAAACAGCUAGAGCUGGAAGGGUUCCCCAAAUCCGUGAACGGUUGCGUCAAAAAUUACAACGCCGCAAUGGACAAGAGGUCGGCACGAAAGGAAAAGAAUCUGCCUCAAGUGCAAGUAGCUGUAAGCCGCCAGCAAAAGUCCCAGUUAGCUCUGAUGCUCCGAUAGAAGUAAUACUUAAUUAUAUCAAUGAAAAGGAUAAUGCAGUUCCUCGAGCAGCAACAAACAAGGCAGCUAAGCGGGCACGACAAAAAUUACGCAAGCAGGAGGAAAAGGAGAGACUUGAAAUAGAAAGAAAAAGAAAGGAAGAAUUAAGAAAAGCAAAACAGGCAGAGGCCUUGGAAAAAAAGAAGGAACAACAGGCCGCUCAAGAAGCCGCUAACAGGGAAAAAGCCUUAAAAGCUGAAGAGCAGCGAAGAAAAGCGGCCGAGGUUUUAUGGCAGCAAUUUUUUCGUCUAUUUUAAGA
This is a messenger RNA of Enterobius vermicularis (human pinworm), 683 nucleotides long. Lineage: Eukaryota; Metazoa; Nematoda; Chromadorea; Rhabditida; Oxyuridae. The record is from the annotation of a GenBank genome assembly.